AUGGCCGCCUCUAAUCUUCCAUACAUGAAGACCAACCCCAAAAUCAUCUUCUUCACGGACUUCGACGGCACAAUCACUCUUGAAGACAGCAACGAUGCUAUGAUCGAUAACCUGGGCUAUGGGCGCGACAAGCGCCGCGAAGGGAACCUGGCGGUCCUCGAAGGCACGAUGAGCUUCCGUGACUCCUUCCGCGACAUGUUAGACAGUAUCAAGACCCCCUACAAUGAGUGUAUCGAGUACCUCAAGAAAAACAUGAAGCUCGACCCCUACUUCGUCGAGUUCUACCACUGGUCGCGGGAGAACAAUGUGCCGAUCGUUGUUUUGUCGUCCGGCAUGAUCCCCGUUAUCAGUGCCCUCUUCGAGGCAUUGCUAGGCGGCAAGCCGGACGGCCAUCUCUACAUCGUUGCGAAUGAAGUUGAGAGCCGUGAUGGGAAGGACAUAAACAGUGAGGGUGGUUGGAAAAUCAAGUACCACGAUGAUAGCCAUUUUGGCCACGACAAGUCCUUGGAAAUCAAGCCCUACGCCGCGCUACCAGACAACGAGCGUCCAACCUUGCUGUACGCGGGAGAUGGGGUCUCUGAUCUGUCUGCCGCGGCAGAGACGGAUCUGCUAUUCGCUAAGAAGGGCAAAGAUCUCGUGACUUUCUGCGAGCGUCAAGGGGUCCCCUUCACUCUGUUCGAAAGCUGGGAGUCGAUUCUUGCGACGACUAAAGACAUCCUGGCGGGCAAGGUCUCUGUCAAGAAAGUGGCUCAGGAAGGAUUGGACAAGGUUCGAGCGGGCGUGCAGCUCGCCAUUUUCGCGUCCUUCGUCACACUCCUCGUCGUGGUCUUGGACAACCGAUUCCGCGUCCUCCCUGCCUCCAUCCAUGGCCACCUUCCGUCCCACUACAACGGCCUCGUCGUCACUGAUGUGACAGUUGUCACCUGUUCGUCCGUGAACGUCUUUUCCAGCUGCAAACCAAACCCACAGACGGCAUGGUCGCAGGUGGAAAAGGAUCUUUACCUCCGCACCGGUUGGACCUCGAGCGCUUUCGUCCGCUUCGAGCGCAAGAAAGAGGAGGAGCUCCUCGCCAGCGACCAAGUGGUCAUUGACCUCAAGAUCAGCCGACUCGUUCCAGAAUACUCAGAUAAGCCCGGGGACGAAAAGGAGACGUGGGAACAAAGACCCGGAGGCAUCUGGCUGAAGCGGACAGCCAAGCGGCAUGCGAGUGACUCGCAGAAGGCGAUCACGGCCGUCGACGUCCUGUUCGGCGCGGAUGCCGUGGACCCUCGUAUUGGCUGGGAAGUGAAGGAUACCCCGCUGCUACUGGAUAGCCGGACGGAGGCCCUGGAGGCCCGGAUUAGCGUUCGGAGGGGCGAUCCCACCAAGACGAAGAAGCCAGUGCCUCGCAUCAAUGAGAACGGGCGGUUCAAGAUCAUGCAGCUCGCAGAUUUGCAUUUGAGCACGGGCCUCGGUGCGUGCCGAGACCCUGUGCCGGCGGAGUCGGUGGCGGGCCAGGGGUGCGAAGCUGAUCCCCGGACACUGGAGUUUGUGGAGCGGCUCUUGGACGAAGAGCAGCCGGACAUGGUCGUCCUGAGCGGAGAUCAGGUCAACGGCGAGACGGCCAAAGAUGCGCAGAGCGCGCUCUUCAAGUCUGUGAAGUUGCUGGUCGAUCGCAAAAUUCCCUACGCGGCUAUUUUCGGCAACCAUGACGAUGAGGGAGACCUUUCCCGACUGGAAUUGAUGACGAUAUUGGAGGACCUGCCAUACUCGCUCUCGAGGGCGGGGCCUGAGGAAGUGGACGGCGUUGGAAAUUAUUAUGUGGAGGUCCUGGGCCGCGGAAGCACUCAGCACUCAGCUCUGACUCUAUACUUGCUGGAUAGCCACUCUUACUCCCCCGAUGAGCGUCAGUUCCGCGGGUACGAUUGGAUCAAACCAACUCAAAUCCAUUGGUUUAAGAACACUGCUCACAGCUUGCGGAACAAGCACCACGAAUACACUCACAUGCACAUGAAUAUGGCUUUCAUCCACAUUCCUGUGCCUGAGUACCGCGACUCUCGCAACUACUACCGUGGAAACUGGUCCGAGGCUCCAACCGCUCCGGGCUUUAAUUCGGGGUUCAAGGACGCCAUGGAGGAAGAGGGCAUUUUAUUCGUAAGCUGUGGACAUGACCACGUCAACGACUACUGCAUGUUGAACCGUGAUCACGAAGAAAAGCCAUCCCUUUGGAUGUGCUAUGGAGGGGGAGUCGGGUUUGGCGGCUAUGGAGGCUAUGGAGGCUACGUGCGACGGGUGCGGUUCUAUGACUUCGACAUGAACCCCGGUCGUGUUAUGACCUACAAGCGGCUUGAGCAUGGCGAGACUGAAGCCCGCAUCGACGAGAUGAUGAUUAUUGAUGGAGGUACGGUCAAGGGACCGGAUCCAGAGCUUUAA
Molecule: messenger RNA, 2412 nt
Organism: Aspergillus japonicus CBS 114.51
Lineage: Eukaryota; Fungi; Ascomycota; Eurotiomycetes; Eurotiales; Aspergillaceae
Exons: 8
Coding region: 1-2412 (803 amino acids)
Cellular component (GO): cytoplasm
Molecular function (GO): phosphoprotein phosphatase activity
Source: RefSeq, a predicted model, not a curated record